This is a messenger RNA of Saccostrea cuccullata (small rock oyster), 894 nucleotides long. RefSeq lists its product as uncharacterized. The coding region runs from base 1 to 894 and encodes 297 amino acids. The transcript has a single exon. Gene Ontology annotation, molecular function: nucleic acid binding. The record is from RefSeq and is a predicted model, not a curated record. Lineage: Eukaryota; Metazoa; Mollusca; Bivalvia; Ostreida; Ostreidae.
AUGCACAAUCUUUUAAGAACAUUAUCACCUCAACAAAAACGGAAAUGGCCUGAACAUCUGCCCGAACUCAUUUAUGUAUAUAAUUCAACAACCCAUUCUUCUACUGGGUAUACACCAUAUUUCCUUAUGUUUGGACGAGAUCCGACCUUACCUAUCGAUCAUCUUCUCGGACUUCCAACAACCAAAAUUUCUUCAACAGAUGAAUACGUUGUGCAACACGGAAAAAGGCUUCGAACAGCGAUGGAGAAUGCUAAGCAAAAUCUGGAUGAAAGUGCUCUUCGUAGAAAAGACCUCUACAACAGAGAUGCCAAAGAAAGACCCCUUUCAAUUUGUACCCGUGUUUUAAUGCGGAACAGAAUUCAGGGCAGAAACAAGAUACAAGAUAUCUGGAAUUCUACACCUUAUAAAGUUAUACAGGAUUUAGGGGAUAAUGUAUAUUCUGUACAACUAGCAGAUGGUACUGGUCCAACGAAAAAUGUGACUCGUAGAGAACUCUUGGAUACAGGUGAAUUAGUGUCGAGUGAUUCAGAAGGUGAAACCUCAAUUUCUGAUUCAGAUUUCGUAAAGAGUGACGAAAGCUUUCGUGCAGUGUUAGAUUUUCGGACAGAGGAUGUGCAUCAAGACAACGGAGAUAAUCAUCAUCAUUCGGAGCAAGAAACUCCCGUACAAUCAGAAACUCCCGUACAAUCGGAAACUCCCGUACCGCUAAGACGUUCGAGUAGAAGUACCGCAGGUAAACAUUCAAACCCACAUUACUUACCUCGUUCGACAGUGCGGACACAAACAGCUGUGACAAGUGAAAGUAACUUUCAAGAACUAAGUCAGGCUGUCGCAAAUCUUGGAGCCACUCUGGGAGAAACACUAAGCAAAGCGUGGUCUCAAUAUAAACAUUAA